Molecule: messenger RNA, 294 nt
Organism: Hirsutella rhossiliensis
Lineage: Eukaryota; Fungi; Ascomycota; Sordariomycetes; Hypocreales; Ophiocordycipitaceae
Exons: 1
Coding region: 1-294 (97 amino acids)
Source: RefSeq, a predicted model, not a curated record
AUGCAAGGCACCGAUCCGCAGCCGGCCGGGCAGACCGAUCGACAUGUUGCCCCCAUUAACAUGGGCGGAGGCCUGCUUAUCCCAGGCGGCAACAUCACACGCCCGGCCGCUGCCUCGACAACUCCCGCUCCGGCUCCGACAACCCCCCACCGACUGACGGGUCGCGCCCAAGAUCCCCAGUCGGCCGAGGAGAAGGAGCGGAUGAAGCUCGAGAAGCUUCAGAGGCGGGCGAAAGCGCUGCAGAAUCGGAAGCCCAGCAUCUUCCACACUCCGAAAAGGAACACCGCCCCUUAG